AUGCCUCAAUCCAUGGGCCAUGUUGCCUACCCCACGCACUGGUUCGCUAAGGCUGGGUACAGUUAUAUUCGGGAUGCUAUGCACACCAUCUGCGGAGACGGUUAUCAAGACCUUUCCAUGGAAAACCGGCGACAAUGCCUUAUGACCGAGGGCUCGAAACGCUGUGCUUUUCGACAAAUUCAAUCGAUGAUAAACACGCUGUCCCCGGUCGCGGUUCUGCCUCGCGAAGUUCUGGAACACGUUUUCCUCCAUUAUAUUGCCGACGCAGUGAACGUUACAAUCUUACCGAUCUUGGCCAAUUCUAUCCUUGCUGUAGAGGACGUGGAGAUGCGCGCUCGCCAAGCUCGUGCGGCCGUUACACUCUCUGGAGUAUGUCGAUACUGGCGCGACAUCGCCCUCGACUAUUCCAUUUUCUGGACGAAUGUGGUAAUAAAUGCAUAUCCUAUGUGGGUAGAACUCCAGGUCGAGCGCACAAAGCAAGCACCCUUCACUCUCACAUUGACAAAUUACUUUGAAGAAGAUCGCUUUCUCUAUCAGAGAAUGAUUGGCGGGGUGUUGCGCAAGAUUCUCUCCAAAGAAAUGUCGCGGAUCCGAGGUAUCUAUAUUGGUAUCCGGGUAUAUGAAGACAUCCAUGCUGUUCUUAAUUCACCUGCGCCCCUCCUUGAAUCUAUGGCAUUCAUGUCUGGGCACGACAGAGAUCUCCCCCUGCCUGACAUAUUUUGUCCCAAAUAUGCCACACACUUGAAUCGACUUCAAUUACAACGUUGCACCCUGGCUUGGACCAAGAUAACAUCCAAUUCAUUACGGCAUCUAGAGAUACGCAGUCCUCUAGGCCUCUCUUGUAUCGAUCUACUCUCCGUACUGGAGGGUCUGCCGUUGCUGGAAUCAUUAAACCUAUAUCAUGCUACCCAGCGCGAUCAUGAAGAGGAUGCGCCAGCUCAGCAAGUGGAACUGUUGUCGCUCAAAUGUUUGCUCAUCAAGGCUGGUGACGCAUUAGAGUGCACAAGGUUUCUGCGGAGGAUCAUUGUUCCUAGGCUGUCCGUUCUGUGCAUGCAUGCCUCCGACGGCGAUUUAGUAACUCUAGCUUCCUUAUUGACUACGAAACUUCCAGCAGAUGCAAGUCUCGAUAUCGUCCAACAUAGCGCAUAUCUAUACGUGGCCUAUGGGCUCGAUUCGCCGACAUUCAUGAAAGCUGCUAUUGGAAUGAAUGAAGACGCGGCCGUAUGUGCAUGGAUGAAAACUAUGGCCUCUUUGGAAGGAGGCUUUGUGGGUGUCAAAAGGCGGUAUGAUAGGAUCAGAUGGGUCGCGCUUGACGCACAACAGUUGUUGCAUCCGAAGGUAAUCACUCAACUUCGCGUGUAUUCGUACAAAGACCUCGACCGUCUUCUCAGCACACUCGCCCACUAUCCCACCUGCAUCCCGUCGCUUCGCAUCCUGGAACUCAACUACUCUCACUGCUCAUUUGAUUCAUGGAUGCCCCUCAUUCUCAACAAAGUAAACAUCAUUGAGUCCCUAAAACGGUGCAUAGCAAAGCGAACGAAGACGUUGGAAGAACUUCGACUCGUCGGGUGCUCGUUUUUGACUAUGUGCGACAUCGAUGACAUGAAGCGACUGGUCAAAUCAGUCCGAGUUGUGCAGUAG
Messenger RNA from Fibroporia radiculosa, 1641 nucleotides. RefSeq lists its product as uncharacterized. NCBI's taxonomy places the organism in Eukaryota, Fungi, Basidiomycota, Agaricomycetes, Polyporales, Fibroporiaceae. The transcript has a single exon. The record is from RefSeq and is a predicted model, not a curated record. Bases 1 to 1641 code for a protein of 546 amino acids.